AUGGCGAACCUAAAUUUUGCUUACUCGAGCGCGAAAAUGCGCACCAUUCAAGAAAUUCAGUUCGGCGUUUUCUCUCCCAAAGAGACUGAGCGACUUGCUGUCGUUGAUGUCAUCUAUCCAGACACAAUGGAUGAGCAGCGUCUGCGUCCUCGUGAAAGAGGCCCUAACGAUCCUCAUCUCGGUACUGUCGACCGCAACUUCAAGUGCUCAACAUGUGAGGAGAACAUGGCUGAAUGCCCUGGUCACUUCGGUGUGAUCAAGUUGGCUGAGCCUGUCUUUCAUCACGGGUUCAUGGGCAAGGUCAAGAAAGUCUUAGAAACUGUUUGCCACAAUUGCGGCAAAAUCAAGGCGCUUGAGAAUGAAGAGUAUCGCCAGGUCAUGAAGAUCAAGAACGGCAAGAAUCGAUUCGAGCGUCUGUGGCGUCUGAGUAAGCCCCGCAUGAUUUGCGAACCUUCACCCCAGGUGGACGAACAGAACCUGAAGGGCCCCCAACUGCCCGACCAUGGAGGUUGUGGCAAUGUUCAGCCUUCAUUACGUAAGAAAGGUCUCACGCUUGAGGCGCAUUUCAAGAAGGGCAAGAAUGACGAUGAAGAUGGUCGAGGAGAGGAGGUCACCCGCAUCACUGCUCGAAAGGCUCUCGAAAUCCUUGAUCUCCUAACCGACAACACCAUCGAUCAGCUGGGCUUAAACAAGGACUAUGCAAGACCCGAGUGGUUCAUCUUACAAUCCCUUCCUGUCCCCCCACCGGCAGUGCGUCCUAGUGUGAGCCCUGACGGUUCUGGGUCUGGCCCUCGAUCUGAAGACGAUUUGACCUUCAAACUGCAAGAUAUCAUCAAAGCGAACCAGAGUGUAGUGCGGUGCGCUGCCGACGGCACCCCUCAAUCCGUCAAGACGGACCUCGUGGAUUUGCUGGAAUUUCACGUCAAUACCUACAUGGACAAUGAGAUUGCUGGUAUCAGUCCAUCCCAACACAAAAGCGGGCGUCCUGUCAAGGCCAUCCGAGCUCGACUGAAGGGAAAAGAAGGUCGCCUGCGACAGAAUCUGAUGGGAAAGCGUGUCGACUUUUCUGCCCGUACUGUCAUCACUGGUGAUCCAAAUUUGUCCCUCGACGAAGUCGGUGUUCCUCGCAGCAUCGCCAAGAACUUGACUUACCCGGAAACGGUGACUCCCUUCAAUAUCGAACGUUUGAAGCGCUAUGUUGCAAAUGGUCCAUCUGAGCACCCAGGCGCACGAUAUGUCAUUCGCGAGACUGGGGAGCGUAUUGACUUGCGUCACGCCAAGAGACUGGGUGAAAUCAAUCUCAACUACGGCUGGAAAGUCGAGCGUCACAUCAUCGAUGGAGAUAUCAUUCUCUUCAAUCGUCAACCUUCGCUACACAAAGAGUCGAUGAUGGGACAUCGAGUACGCGUCAUGCCCUACUCGACUUUCCGUCUCAAUUUGUCUGUUACUUCACCCUACAAUGCCGAUUUCGAUGGUGAUGAGAUGAAUUUGCACGUUCCUCAAAGUCAAGAGUCGAGGGCAGAGCUUCAGCAGUUGUGUAUGGUGCCUCGAAACAUUGUCUCGCCACAGAAGAACUCUCCUUUGAUGGGUAUUGUGCAGGACACUCUUUGCGGUGUCUACAAGAUAACGAGCCGUGACAUCUUUCUGUCCAAAGAGCAAGUCAUGAACAUCAUGCUUUGGGUACCUGAGUGGGAUGGUAAGAUUCCUCAACCUGCGAUACUCAAGCCCACUCCACGAUGGACUGGUAAGCAGAUUGUCAGCUUGGUCAUGCCCAGCAAUCUCAACCUUCGCAAGAUGAAGUCCGAUGCUCAGGAGCACUGGAUCUCCCCUAAUGACGAGGACGUCAUUAUUCAGCAAGGCCAGCUUGUUUUGGGUAUGCUCGCUAAGAAACAUGUCGGUGCAGGUGCAGGUGGUGUGAUCCAUCUCAUCUUCAAUCAGAACGGUCACGAGGCUGCCAUGGCCUUCUUCAAUGGCGCUCAGGUGGUUGUGAACUACUGGCUCUUGCACAAUGGUUUCAGUAUCGGUAUUGGUGAUACUAUUCCCGAUCCUGAUACUGUCCAGAAAGUCCAGAAUGCUGUCAGUAAGCAGAAGGCCAUUGUCGAAAAGACAACCCAACUCGCCUACAACAACAAACUGGAGCCCCUGCCCGGUAUGAACGUUCGUCAGACCUUUGAGAGCCAGGUCAUGUCUGACCUCAACAAGGCCCGAGAUUUGGCUGGUGGUGAUGCACAAAACAGCCUGAAGGAUCUCAACCACUUGGUGCAGAUGGCUCGUUCUGGCUCUAAAGGUUCGAUGAUCAACAUUGCUCAGAUCAUGGCUAUCGUUGGUCAACAGGCCGUCGAAGGCAAGCGUAUCCCUUUCGGCUUCAAGUACCGAACCCUUCCUCACUUCUCCAAAGACGACUACUCGUCGACAUCGCGAGGUUUCAUUGAGAACUCCUACCUUCGUGGACUUACACCACCAGAGUUCUUUUUCCACGCCAUGGCUGGCCGUGAAGGUCUUAUUGACACAGCUGUCAAAACUGCUGAGACUGGUUACAUCCAGCGAAGACUUGUUAAAGCACUCGAGGAAGUCUGCGUCAAGUACGAUGGCACUGUCCGAGAUUCAAGAGGGAACGUCAUGCAGUUUGUGUAUGGUGAAGAUGGCCUCGACGGUGCUCACAUUGAGUCUCAGAGGGUCGAUAUCAUCGUCUCUUCGACCGCCGCUUUUGAGCAUGCCUACAAAGUAGAUCUCAUCAACAACGGACCAAAGCAGUGGCGUGGCAAGCUAGUGCAAGCCAAGGAACUCACUGGUAAUUCAGAACUCCAAGAUCUCUUCGAUCGCGAGUUUGAUGAGUUGUCCAAGGCUCGAGAGAUCUUCCGAAGUUUGAAUGCAAACACGACCGAGGGUGCUGAGGAGCAGUUCAAUCUGCCACUCAAUGUCGAUCGUCUUAUCGAGCAAGCUGAAGCGAAUUUCAAAAUUCGUCGUGGUGACAAGACAGAUCUGGAUCCGAAGUAUGUACUUGAGACUGUUGAGGCACUCAUGACCCGACUUCCGGUCAUUCGUGGCGACGAUGAACUGUCCAAAGAGGCCCAAGAAAACGCCACAAUUUUCGUUCGCGCUCAGCUAAGGUCGAAGCUAGCCUACAAACGCCUUGUUUUAGUGCACUCUCUCAGCAGAAUGGCUUUUGACAAUGUCGUUGGGAGCAUUGAAAGCCGAUGGCUUGCCGCCCAAGUCUCCCCAGGCGAGAUGGUUGGUGUCCUUGCUGCUCAGUCUAUUGGUGAGCCGGCCACUCAGAUGACUCUUAACACCUUCCAUUUCACUGGUGUUUCCGCCAAGAACGUCACACUGGGUGUGCCUCGUCUGAAGGAAAUUCUCAAUGUGUCUACCAAUAUCAAAACUCCCGCGAUGACCGUCUACCAGGAGCCCAAGAACGUUCACAGUCAGGACGCUGCCAAUGCUUUACGUAGCAGAAUUACUUUUACUGCUCUGAGCUCGAUCGUCGACUCGUGGGAAAUCUGGUACGAUCCAGUCCUUACGACCACCAUCAUCCCCGAGGAUUUCGAUUUUGUCGACUCGUACUACCUUCUUGAAGACGACACCGCGGAGAGUCUCGAAGGCACUCAGUCCAAAUGGCUUCUUCGAAUCAUUCUCAGUAGAGAAAAGUUGCUUGACAAAGAUCUAACCAUUAACGACGUCGUUAACAAGAUGAAGGACGAACACAAAACUGCCAUCUCCAUCCUUGCUAGUGAUCAGAACGCUGCGGUACCUAUCAUUCGAGUCCGUCUCUCAGGCGAUGCGUUCGCUUCAAUGUUCGAUACCGAUGACAAGGACUCAGACGCUCAGCAGCAUGACGAGAUUCUUCGUCGUUUCAUGAAUAGCAUGCUCGAGAAUCUUGUCUUCCGUGGUGUAUGGGGUGUUGAACGAGCCUUCAUUGACAAAAAGAGCCGAUCCAAGGUUAUGCCUGAUGGUUCCGUUAUGUUGAAGAAGGAAGACCCUGAGUUUGUUGAGCAUACCCUAGAAACGAGCGGAAGUGCUUUCAAGAAAGUCCUUGGCAUUGAAGGUGUUGAUGCGACGCGAACUUACACUAAUAAGUUCACUGAAGUGUUUGAAGUGCUUGGUAUUGAAGCCUGUCGAAGCGCCAUCUAUCGCGAACUCAAGAACGUUCUGUCUUUCGAUGGCAGCUAUGUCAAUGCACGACACAUGGGUAUUCUUUGCGAUGUCAUGACCAACAGAGGUUAUGUCAUGCCUAUCACACGUCAUGGUAUCAACCGCUCUGAUACUGGCGCACUGAUGCGUUGCUCCUUCGAGCAGACUGUCGAGAUUCUACUCGAAGCCGCAGCUGCAGCAGAGCUUGACGACUGCCAAGGUGUUUCAGAGAACCUCAUUCUUGGACAACCAGCUCCUGUGGGUACAGGCGUCAUGGACAUCCUACUCGACCAGAACCUGCUGGCUACCGUGGUCGAUAACCGAGGCCUUCAAAUUGGUGUCAAAGGUAGAGAUAUGUUGCAAGACGGAGCGGCGACACCAUACGAUAGUGGUACGCCUAUGCAUGACAGCGGAGCUCUCGGCUCACCCGAUUACAACUCGGCCUUUUCGCCUAUCAGUGCACAGACCGAAGCUCCUGGUGGCUUUACAGACUAUCAACCAGGUGGCUUUGGAAGUGGUGGCGGCUUCAGUCCGUACGGUCGCAGCCCCGGUGCUUAUUCGCCUUCUGGGUAUGGUACGAGCCCCGUUUCGCCCAUGUACUCGCCUGGAGGAGGUGCUGGUUAUUCACCGUCCUCGCCACAAUUUGGAGCUACAAGCCCGGCGUAUGGCGCGACCUCGCCAGCCUUCUCACCAAGCAGUCCUGCAGGUUACAGUCCAGCCUCACCUGUCUACUCUCCCACGUCACCAAGUUUCAACUCUCCCUCUUCGCCGAGCUACUCUCCAUCAUCGCCAACCUAUUCGCCGACAUCUCCUGCAUAUCGCGGGUCUGGUUCAAAGGGUUCUCCUACUUCACCAAGUUAUUCGCCGACAUCGCCAAGUUUCAGUCCUACGUCGCCCUCCUCGCCAUCUUCGCCACAAUAUAGUCCCACAUCACCACAAUACAGCCCUACCAGCCCACAGUUUUCGGCUGCUCGUCGACAAUCUCCCGCCUCACCACAGUAUAGUCCGACAUCGCCUCAAUACAGCCCAACUAGUCCGACCUCACCAACGAGUCCAGGAUAUUCUCCUACUAGCCCGGUGUACAAUGCUUCUCCUAGAAGCCCAGGCACUGGUGCACGCAGCCCUCAAUACUCUCCGAACAGUCCAAACUAUUCUCCUACUUCUCCACAAUCGCCAAAGGAGGAUUAG
Molecule: messenger RNA, 5316 nt
Organism: Lithohypha guttulata
Lineage: Eukaryota; Fungi; Ascomycota; Eurotiomycetes; Chaetothyriales; Trichomeriaceae
Gene: RPO21
Product: DNA-directed RNA polymerase II subunit RPB1
Exons: 3
Coding region: 1-5316 (1771 amino acids)
Biological process (GO): transcription by RNA polymerase II
Cellular component (GO): RNA polymerase II, core complex
Molecular function (GO): DNA binding
Source: RefSeq, a predicted model, not a curated record